This is a messenger RNA of Rhineura floridana, 760 nucleotides long. RefSeq lists its product as uncharacterized. The transcript is spliced from 3 exons. NCBI's taxonomy places the organism in Eukaryota, Metazoa, Chordata, Lepidosauria, Squamata, Rhineuridae. The record is from RefSeq and is a predicted model, not a curated record. The coding region runs from base 1 to 630 and encodes 209 amino acids.
AUGUGGGCCUACAGUUCACCAAUACAGGAAGGGAAGAGAUUAUGGGUGUGCACCUCGGCCUUGAUCCUAAUUUUGGGAGGUCUUUUGGGACGAUGGAUCACAGAGGUUCGAGCUGCGCCUAUAAGCAGAGAGGCAGCAGCACCUGGUCUUUGCCCCACCAUCCACCGUUUUAUCCCCCGUGACUCCAAAGCCUUCAUCCCUAUACCCCGAACCAAGGGAUUCUCAAUUCUCUGCAAAGUGAACACUUCCUCAUCCCGCUGUGAGUGGGUCCUGCUUGCUAGCAGGGGGCGCUCAUACUAUUUCAACAUGGACCUGAAGGAGCACCUCAUCCUAUACAACAUGGGCCUCAUCAUCACGCGCAUGAGCAAGGAGCUGGAAGGGGAGUACCAUGUCCUCUCGGGCAUCAACAAAACCUGUGAGGGCCGGGUCUUCAUGACGGCUGUGGGUCCGUUGUUCCUAUAUCGGAUUUUCCUGCUGAUCCCUGGUAUUGUGUUCCUGUGUGGACUGGGUCUGCUGUGGGACUGGCUGAUAAAAGCCCGCAACCGGCUUGCGACCUCUGAGGAAGGGCAAGGUGCUAACGCAAGGAUUCAGCACGUCAUCCCUCCAUUGGAUCUGAGCAGAAACCCCUAAUGGAAGUUCGGUCUCUUCCCCCAUUCACUAAGGAAAGAACUUGAAUGUGACCCUACAAUCCAUGUGCUCCGCAUGUGUGGCUUGUACAUAUAUCUCGUACGUUUUGCAAAUAUCCUGCUUGAUUUUCCAA